This is a messenger RNA of Marasmius oreades (fairy-ring Marasmius), 360 nucleotides long. RefSeq lists its product as uncharacterized. Bases 1 to 360 code for a protein of 119 amino acids. The transcript has a single exon. NCBI's taxonomy places the organism in Eukaryota, Fungi, Basidiomycota, Agaricomycetes, Agaricales, Marasmiaceae. The record is from RefSeq and is a predicted model, not a curated record.
AUGCAAACUCCCCAAACUGUAAUUUUACUUCACCGGCUCACUCUGGAGCAAGCAAAAGGAUAUUCAUUGCCACUACCGUGUUUCCUUACUCUCAGGCAUAAUCUUCUACUAGAUGUUCCUGACUGCAUACUACUAGACCAAAACAUUCUGCCCCGCUUUGACAGUCUCGGAAGCAUCAAAUAUGCCAGGUUCCUGGUUGUUGAUCAAGAGGCACCUGGGAAGUAUAUCAGUAUAUAUGUACUUUGGACGAGACGAUUAAUUAGCUCCCGGCAGGGGCAAGGGCAAGAGAACAAGAACCUGCAAGCCUUGACGUCGACGUUUUCAAGAUGGUACCUCAGCUCGAGCAAACUGUCAUUAUAA